Molecule: messenger RNA, 831 nt
Organism: Torulaspora globosa
Lineage: Eukaryota; Fungi; Ascomycota; Saccharomycetes; Saccharomycetales; Saccharomycetaceae
Gene: MRX20
Product: Mrx20p
Exons: 1
Coding region: 1-831 (276 amino acids)
Biological process (GO): mitochondrial citrate transmembrane transport
Source: RefSeq, a predicted model, not a curated record
AUGUAUCCUCUGAAGGUGUACUUCGCAGGAUGCUCAGCGUUGAACGUGGGGGCGCUAUUCAAGACGUUUACAAGAUUCACUACGUUCGACAAAGCUUGCCAGCUGAUGAGAGAUCCCAGUCUACCGUCUACCGCGCCCAUUUCCGGCCCCAGACUGCUGGCAGCCGGUACCGUCACAGGCUUCAUGGAGAGUUUGUGGAUCAUUCCUUUUGAAAACAUCAAGACCACGAUGAUUGAAAACUCUUUGGCACAUUCAAAUGGUACUGUAGCUGCCAAAGAAGUCGAGGCGCCCAGGUCAAGACCUAGUUUCCACAAGGCUGCAGUUCCGCUCAGCCCCAGAGAAGCAGCAUUCUUACAGUACGAAAAGAGUCCGCCUUUGCACUUUUUCCCUACAAUAAAAGAGAUUUAUGUGACCAGGGGACUACGGGGCUUCCUUCAAGGUGCGAUGCCCACCAUUUUUAGGCAAAUCGGAAACUCAGCUGUGAGAUUUACUACUUACACGACCUUGAAGCAAUUAAUUGCGCCCAACAAAGCCCUGAAUGAAUACUACGCUUUUGGGCUUGGAGUAAUCUCCUCGUGUGCGGUCGUCGCAAUGACGCAACCCAUCGAUGUGGUCAAGACAAGGAUGCAAAGUAAGUAUAGUUGGAAAACUUACAAGAAUUCCGUCAACUGCGCCUACAGGAUAUUCGUUGAAGAAGGCUUUACCAAGCUCUGGAAAGGAUGGACUCCUAGGCUGUUCAAAGUGGGACUAUCCGGAGGAGUGUCGUUCGGAAUCUAUCAGUACGUCGAAAACCUCAUUGCUGCAAUGAGACAUGAAGGAUAUCUAAAGUGA